AUGAGUUCCGACGCUAAGCCCGAGCCUAAAAAAGCCAAAAUGGAGAAUGAAAGCAAAUAUCUCCCCGAGCUUCUGGCAGAAAAAGACAGUCUGGAUUCUUCAUUCACUCAUGCAAUGAAACUUCUAUCUGCAGGUAAUAUUUUACUUAAAUAUUUUAAUUGAAAUGCAUAUUUGCAGUGACUCCUUGAACUAGUUUGCUAGCUGAUGUAGCUGUAAAAAAAAAAAAAAAAGACGAUAGCUAGGCUAACGUAGCUAACUAGCAGGUUACCUAACCGUUCUGGUUGUAACGUUAACACUUCUGUGAUUCCUACAACAAACUAUUUGUGUUGACCUAAACGUUAGAUUAUUAUUGAUCAUAGAUUCAAUACAAUGGGUUUUGCAAAACCCACAACAUAUAGCCUAGUUAGUAUUACUAACUAUGUAUAAGUGUUGGCCUUGUGUUGGACAACAAUGGUUGCCGCGGGAAGAACGGCCUGCUAGCACGAGGCUCGAAUGGAGAAGAGGCAUGGCACGGAGCAGGAUGGGUGUAGGGAAUAUGUAGGUAACUAGUUAGGUAACGUGGCUGUUAUGGCCUCGAACUUUUCCGACGUGCAAAUUAAUGCUUAUGGAAGGCUGCUGCCCAUUUGUGAGUUUUCUUAUUAGGCAUUACAGUCAGUAACUAGGUUUCCAUCCAAUUGCACACAGAUUUUCAUACGAAGAUUCUAAAAUCCGUUUAAAAACUAUUUGAAUUUCCCCACCAGCGAUGUUUCCAUCAAAUGUAUCCAACAGCUCGCAGAUAUAGCCUGAUGAGAUUAUGGACAAAAGAGCGAGAUUAUUUUUAUUUGUCAAAAGGCAGUCAAUCAAGCAUCAAUCAUCGUGUCGCCGGAAUAAGACCCUAGAUAUUUUUUGGAAAGUUACAUCAAGCUCAUCACCGUGCACUUUCACCACCCUGUGAAAUUCAUAAUUACUUUUUACAUCUGUAGCAUAAUAAACUGCAUGCUUUCCUAAAUCGUAGUGGGAGGACAGCACAACAUAUCAUCGCGUGACUCCAAGUAAAUAUUAUGGUUAUUAUAUCAAUAUUUACGCAUAAAGUAUUUUCCACCGCAAUUUCUCUCAACAGUAGCUAGUUAUAUGAAAUAGGGCUGCUUAUUUGUUAGUGCUGUAAAAAUGUGUAGUUGGCUGAUUCCUCACGAAAUCCUGAUAAAUACCAUUAUUUUUUGUUGAUUUUCACAAUGUAAUCCAUAGAAUGUACCUUCUGGCAGAAGGAUUGUUGACAUAUUUUACAUUUGUAUCUAAGCAUAAUUGUGAAAUAAUUGCUGAGUUGGCAUAUGUAUGGCAUUUUGGCCUUACACUUGUCUAUGUUUCAAAUGUAGGUGCUACAAAGCAAAAAUUGGUGUCAUAUGAAGCUUUACCGCUUGCUCUGGUAUGAGUAAUAUUGUUUUCAAUAACAAUUAAUUUAUGAAUAUUGACAAAUAUAAACAUAAAUAUUGAGGAAAUGCCAUUUUUGAUGUGGCAAUUUAUAAUGUAUAUUGUUGAACAUAAUAUACUUUAUGGGCAUAUCAAAGUUCUAGAGCGAGAUCUCUGCAAGUUUUAAAGUUAUCGCCCAUUUUAAACAGAAAUUGGCAUAGUAGGUAACCAACCACAGCCCUCAUUUACUUGCAUCCUGCAAAUCACCUGCACAGGGCGACCAUUUUGAAUCCAAUUCUACAUUCAUUCUGUUGCCGGUAAUGCUUACAAAUUGGAUCAUAACUCUAAAAGUAGCGGAGAUCCCACUCUGGAACUUUGAUAUGUAUGUAGCGUGAGUAUUAUGUUAAACAAUAUAUUAAAAAACAAGCUAAAUCAAAAUGGCAUAUUUUCACUUCUAAAAUGUAAGAUUCAUUAUUGAGAUAAAAAGACUACUUGUAUUACAGAGCAAGCGGUAAAGCUUCAUAGGACACAUUUUUGCUUUGUAGCACAUACAGAUGAAACAUUGUUUUUUUUAAGGAGGCCUGGGUAUGGCCAAAAUGUAAAAUAUUCCAACUACAAUUAAAUAUUUCUCAACUUUUAAGAUCCAAACGUCAAAUAUAUUUCAACAAUAGAUCCUCCAAAGGACCAUUCUAUGGAUUGCAUUCUGUGGAAAUCCCCCAAAAUCAUUGCAUUUUGUCCUGUUUCGUGAUUAAUCAGCCACUUUAUUUUCUAUCCAUCAUAACUACAUUUGAAUCUAAGUUAAUGUUUACACUCAUGCAAGUCACUUAGAUUUCUACUAAUAAACAUUUCCCACUCUUACAGCUGGAUUCCUGAAUUUAUCUUGCGAAUACCUGCAGAUGAUAUUGCAGAUUUGAAAUUGGUAGUAGACAGCAGCUAGCUUUCACAUCUGUGGGUUAAAAAAAAGAAGUGAUGUCUGCUACAAAGUUACUGUGCAAUGCUGUAGGCAGGACAUUGUCACAAUAUGUUGGAACCUCUGCUAGAAACCUCAAGGCUGCUGUAAUGGCAGCCAGAAGCUGAGCAUUGUCCAGGAUGUCUGGUUGGCCUGUCUUUAAAGUAUAGGAAGAUGGUUUCUGUAGUUAAGUGUCAGACCAGGUUAUAACUGGUUCCGUCCUGCUGCAGGGCCAGUUAACAGCUUGCUUGCAGCCUGCCUCUCCCCCAGAACCAAUUUUCCCCCAGACAGUUCACCACUGCCAGUCUGUCUCAAACUAAACAUGAACAUGCAUUAAGAAGAGUUUCGAAUUUAUGUUUUGGGACCAACUUUGUAUUCUACGGUCUGAUCAGCUACUUUUUGUCAAUGAUGUGAACUGUGUGGUGUAACUUGAGACCCACCCACUAACUUCUUUGUGAGGAAAUGAGGGAGCUAGCGUGUCUUUGGGUCUCUUGUAUUUUAUCUUAUGACUCCAGGAUAGGAUGUUGUCUAGUAGGCCUAUUAUUCUACACUUUGAUUUGACCAAGCGCUGCUAAUUGCUUGGAAAUUAUGAGCAUUUCAUGAAGCUCUUGCACUAUGCAUUUAUGAUCAGUCUUUGUGAAUGAUAGUGAUGUUAGUCAAACUAAAAAGCCAUGUUCUGUUUCUCUGUAGAGAUAGAACGGAUUCAGAAAGGAGAGACAAAGAAAGAGACAGAAAGAGAAACUUACCUGGACCUGUUUACCACAAAGAACAUCAAGGUCAAGGAACGUGUGCUCAUUCCUGUCAAGCAGUACCCAAGGGUGAGUACAUAUUUUUUUUUUUUGUAUUUGUUCAAUAGAAACCUUCAGUUUGGGCCAUUGCUUUUCACCUGUGAUUACUUUAGGGUGGGAAACAUAUACUAUGCUCAAAGCAUACAUUAUCCUUUACUGUCAAUGAACUCUUGUGUCACUGACAUAGAAUGAACACAACUUGCACCCCUGAGGGUUAUCAGUGACCUGAACUUUAAUGGAUAUGACUGCAUGUAGUGGAAUUAUUAUUUUAAUAGGAGAAUUUCAUGGGAUUGAAUUCAGAAUGGCAUGUCACUGUGCUCAUUCUGCCAUGCAGUUAGUCCCCCAGUGGUGUCUACAAAAUGGCUCACUUAAACAGGCAUAAAUAAUAGAAAGAGGACAGCUGGUUCAUUCCUCUUCAAUGCUGUGUGCUGAAACUGCUUUCUCAUAUCUACUGCUAUUAAACAUGGAUCAACUUCCUGCUGUCUCUUGGGCAGGCUCUCGCACUGUCUCUUACGGUGUCUGGUCUGUUCGAUAUCCCCUCUCAGCCUUUUCCUGCAUGAAUAAGUGUGGUUGGGGAGAAACCAAAUGGCCCUAGCUGUCACGCUAGAGUGCCUGAGUGAUUAAUUAAUCUGUAAAUAUGACCUACUCUUGCUGGGUUUUCCCCCUGCUGCAGCAGCCUGGCUCUGACAUGCUUGUCUGUAAUGUAGUGUAUCCCCGCUCUCCCUUAGACUGGAAAGGAAAGACCUGCAGCAUGCUAUAGUUUAGCGUCAGUGAUGCAGUAUCUUCCGCAGCCUAUUACCAUGAUCUAUGUUUCAAUAUCCAUGAAUACAACAAUUUCUGCACCAAGAACAUCGAGGCUAUUAGUGAACCCUUUUUUUAUUUCCACAGUUCAACUUCGUUGGUAAGAUUUUGGGACCCCAGGGGAACACGAUCAAGCGACUCCAGGAGGAGACUGGAGCAAAGAUCUCAGUGUUGGGCAAAGGUUCCAUGAGGGACAAGGUGAAGGUAAGAAUGGAGGGAGGGUGGAGUUGACAGGGUACAUGUGGAGAAGAGUCCCUUUGUAACAAACAUUGCGGUAAUCGGCUGUGUAAUGUGCAGAAUUCAUUGUCAUUUUUACAUUGUUAAAUUUCAGGAGGAAGAGCUGAGAAAGGGUGGCGAGCCCAAAUAUGCUCAUCUGGGCAUGGAACUGCAUGUCUUCAUAGAGGUGUUUGCUCCCAUACCUGAGGCAUACCUGCGCAUGGCUCACGCCAUGGACGAGGUCAAGAAGUUCCUCAUCCCUGUAAGUAUCCCAGGCAGCAUCCUGCUUCAACCAAAGACAUUUUAAAGUUGUUAUGUAUGGGUCUAGCUAUUUGAUCUAUGGUAGCUUAGCAAUGGUCCAAGAUUUUUCAUCCUGCUUCCAUGUUAUAAUGUCAGACCUGUCAUGUUAAUGUAGCUACUCUCUUUACUCUUUAUAAGCAGGACACCAUGGAUGGUAUAUGCCAGGAUCAGUUCAUGGAGAUUGGCUACCUGAAUGGCGGUCAGGAUUCACAAUCCAGGGGACGAGGGGGCCCUCCAGGCAGGGGCAGGGGAGCACCCCCACCCAACUCAGCAGGAGCCAGGUAGGACUCUCUGCCUGACAACCCCUUACCUUUCAAGACCAAUAGCCUUCAGAAUCCUAAAAAGGUAAAUUUACGCCUAUUUUUUUUCUUCAGGGGGCGAGGAAUGCCACCUCGUGGAGGAGCCCCCCGUGGAGGCACCCAACGUGGUGGAGCUUCCCGAGGAGGACCUCCCAGGGGUGGUUCUGCCAGGGGGGCUCCAGCUGGUCGGGGUGGACCCCCCUCUACACCCGCUAGAGGAGGCACAGCACCCCGUUCCAGACCCCCCACCCCAGGGACACCAAGGAUGCUCCCGUCUCCAGCCCACUCCCACCAGCAGCACCAACAUCAGCAUCAACACGCACCACCACCCAAGGCUGAGGCCUACAAUGAAUAUGUAAGUCAAACCACUCAAUCGUUAAGUCAUUGGGUUGUAUACCUACUUUCAGAACUGAAGAGCUGUCAGUUUAAAGAUUGAUUUAUUGUAGGUCUAUUCAUCAUGGGUGACAUGUCACCUCAUUUGUGUUUAAGCCCCAUGGGACUUUUCUAGUCCACUUGAGUUUUUUAUUGUGACAUGCUAGUAGAAUUCUAUGUUUUACAUGUACCUUGUCAUUUUGUGGUAAUAAUGGCUUAUGUUGUCUUUAUUUCCCCAGCCUGCCUAUGAAGAAAGCUACGCUGAGCCUGCAUAUGAAGGUUAUGACAACUAUUACAGUCAACAACCUCCACAAGCGUAAGUAUCUUUCUCAUAAUAUAAUUGCUGAGUGAGUUAAAACAAUGAAGUGGACAAUCCUCAGAAGAUUGGAAUAUCAGACUCUUUUGUUUUAUUUAUUUUUUCUCGUUUGAAUUGUCAGAGGAAAAAUUAAGGUGGUUAGGCUGGAUUCCAGCAGGCAACCAACCCCUCUGAUUCAGAGGCGUUGGGUUAAUUGCGGAAGAAGCGUUUCGGUUGAAUGCAUUCAGUUGUGCAACUGACUAGGUAUCCCCUUUCCCUAGUGAUUUGAAUUUCCGGGAACCUUUGUAAUUACACUGAUAUUGUGCCAUGUUUUCAAAUGAAUGCUGUGAGGUCCCAAACAUUUAACCCUCUCCGUAUUCAAUGUAGUCUUAAAGUCUGUCUUAAAAGGCUCUUUGACAUACUCUUCUCUUCUCAGGGACACUGAGUACUAUGACUAUGGACAUGGAGAGGCUCAGGAGGCUUAUGAACCCUAUGGUAAGAUGGCAGUAAAUGAAUGGUGGUGAAUGUUACUGCAACCAACAAAUUUUUUCAUACAUUUUGAAAUAAUGAAACUGACGUAAUUGGUCCAAACUGGUCCUUUGUCCAUUUGUUGUACUCGAUGUUGUGAAGGAAUUGACCACCACUCUUUGUCACACUGCAUGUAUCCAAACAUUGACCUAUGCUUUUUUUUUUUCUGUAGCCCAGGACGAUUGGGAGGGUUCCUGGUCCUCCACUGGAGGCAAAGCCCCUCCAGCGAGGCAGGAUAAGCGGGGGGCCUACAGAGAGCAUCCAUACGGAAGAUACUGA
This is a messenger RNA of Coregonus sp. 'balchen', 6213 nucleotides long. The record is from the annotation of a GenBank genome assembly. Lineage: Eukaryota; Metazoa; Chordata; Actinopteri; Salmoniformes; Salmonidae.